This is a messenger RNA of Panicum virgatum (switchgrass), 1526 nucleotides long. Its product is annotated as protein BCCIP homolog. NCBI's taxonomy places the organism in Eukaryota, Viridiplantae, Streptophyta, Magnoliopsida, Poales, Poaceae. Bases 163 to 1233 code for a protein of 356 amino acids. Gene Ontology annotation, cellular component: nucleus. The record is from RefSeq and is a predicted model, not a curated record. The transcript is spliced from 8 exons.
AGAUAAGAAAUUUGGGAUAAUUUCGGCCCAGCAGCAUAGAGGCCUCACAGCCCAUUCCACGCAAACCACACCGAUCGAUUCCCACGGACCUCCCACACAACACAACUCACCGAAGCCGCCGCCGCCGCCCCCGCCCCGCUUGGCCCCCGAGAGCUCAGAGGAAUGCCCGGCGGCCGAAAGCGCCCGGCUCCGUUCCUCGCCUUCUCCUCUUUCGCUCGCUCCCUCAUCUUCUCCGCGAGCGCCGCCGCCGCCUCCUCAGGCCCUUCAAAACCUCUUCGUCCCACCGACGACGGUACAACCUCCGCCGCCGGAACUCCUGGUGAAGACAACAUGCCGCGCCCGCCGUCCAAGCGGGCCGAACCCUCCAACGACCAGGACCGCAGCACCUGCAGCGAAAGCGACGCCCAAGACGGGGAGGAGUCUUCCGAGGAGCUCGAGACGGUGCAAGCGGACUUCGCCUUCUUCGAUCCCAAGCCGACCGACUUCCACGGCGUCAGGCUGCUGCUCAAGACAUACCUCGACUCCAAGCCCUGGGACCUCACUGGCUUCGUCGACCUCAUCCUUGCACAGACAACCGUCGGCACGGUUGUCAAGUUGGCCGAUGAUGAGGAGGAGCAAGGGGAAGGGACUGGCGAUGACAAGACCGGUGCUGCUGGCAAUGACGAUGAUGAUCUGUUUGGUCUUAUUAGCGUGCUAAAUUUGGGACGCUAUGCCGAGCACCGCUGCAUCAAGGAUCUUAAGGAGUAUCUGCUAGCUGUUUGCACUGACAAGGAUACCAAGAGGCAGCUUAAGUCUCUGCUGGAAGAGAAAGCAUCUAGUGUGGGCCUGCUGGUGUGUCGCCGCUUUGUGAAUUUCCCUUAUGAGCUUGUGCCUAAGCUGUAUGAUGCACUCUUUGAUGAGGUUUCCUGGGCCACGGAAGAUGAGCCAACACAAGAACUCCGGGACUCCUUCCGAUUCAAACAUUACCUUCUAAUUGUCAGAAUGCUUGAGAGGAAAACCCCUGCAAAACACAAAGCAAAGAACAGCAAAGAUGAUGAACCUAUUAUCUAUCCAAAGUUGGAGGAUGAAAUUUUUAAUGAGCUUAGCUCAUGGUCAUUCACUUUCCCAAUACGUUCUGAACAGUCACCUCAACAGGAGAUGAAGAAUUACAAAGAGAUGGGCUUGGUGAUGGCAGUUAAAGCUGAGGCAAUCCCAAAAUUUCGCAAGAAGCUGGAGGCGUUGGUGUCCGAAUAGUAGUCCUUUUGAGCAAUGCUGGCCAUUGUGGAAUUUUGCUGCUGCCCACAUGGUAUUUUGUUACACAAAGUACAAUUAUGAUUGCGACUGUGAAAUGUGAAUGCAUUCUCGCUGGCAAUGCCAUGGAUGUAAUGGUUUUCAUUUGAGAAGCAACUACUUGUGUACUAAUCCAGUCUUUUUAUGCACUGAUAUUAACAUAUAUUGAUUGGUAGCCUCAUAGAUGUAUCCAUGAGCACUAAAGUUAGGUGAUUUGGACCGUGGUACAAACCCAGGGAGUGGAAGUCUGUUUGAUA